CAUAACAAAAUAAUGCUUUUGCCAUAUCUGCUGUUAACCAUGGCGAUCAUUGUGAUGGUUGCUGGCUGGGUGAAUGAGAACCAUUCCAACUUUAGAUUUUCUUGCCCUGAAGGACAGGCCUUGACGUCGAUCCAAAGUAUAUAUAGCAAUGAAAAGAAGUACCGGCUGUGGGAGUUUGGCUGUUCUGACAUUCCUAGGCAUCAUUCUCGCACUACCUUGCUUGCAAUAAUGUUCAAAACUUCAGCCGUGGGUCACGUGAUGCUGGUCCUCGCUUUUGUGCCGAAGGUCAGCGGCUGGGUCAACGAUUUCGAGAUGCAAGUCAAUUUCAGUUGUCCUCGUGGUCACAGUGUGUCUGCGAUCAGGAGCGACUACAACAGCUACUACACUGACCGUGUCUGGGAUUUCAAGUGCUCGCCGAUCGCGAGAAUUGGAAAAGAGGAGAGCUGCAUGUGGAAGACUCCUAUUAACGGAUUUUCUCAGCAGUUUGUUUUCAACUGCCCUUGGGAUGGUUAUAUUUCUGGAGUGCAAAGCUUCUAUGACAAGACGCACAGGGACAGAGAAUUUAAUUUCCUUUGCUGCCACUUUUCGGAUACGAUGAUGAAGAGUUGUAGCUUCACAGCUAACUGGAUUAACAACUGGCGCAGCCAUUUCCACUUCACGGUACCCUCCAACUCGUUUCUGAGUGGAGUUUCCAGUAACUACUGUUCACACAAAAAGGAUCGACAAUUUUCACUAUCGAUUUGCACCUUAAGGGCUCAGAAGUAGCAGCAAGACACUUGUCCUUUCGUCUCUCCUUUACGAACACGACUCACUCAGCUGAAUUUGGUCUGAUGGAUUGACAAAAGGCUGAUUUGGGAAAGAAUCUGCAUAUUUUUGGACGUCUUCUCAUGAACAAGUAUAUCUGCUACAAUCAUACCUAAAGACCGUGUAAAUAGAUUGAGAGAAAUAAAAUGGUACACCAUACAUA
This is a messenger RNA of Pomacea canaliculata, 967 nucleotides long. Its product is annotated as hemagglutinin/amebocyte aggregation factor-like. NCBI's taxonomy places the organism in Eukaryota, Metazoa, Mollusca, Gastropoda, Architaenioglossa, Ampullariidae. The coding region runs from base 13 to 765 and encodes 250 amino acids. The record is from RefSeq and is a predicted model, not a curated record. The transcript has 6 exons.